Molecule: messenger RNA, 3123 nt
Organism: Sycon ciliatum
Lineage: Eukaryota; Metazoa; Porifera; Calcarea; Leucosolenida; Sycettidae
Exons: 12
Coding region: 222-2759 (845 amino acids)
Biological process (GO): mismatch repair; DNA recombination
Cellular component (GO): nucleus
Molecular function (GO): 5'-flap endonuclease activity; 5'-3' DNA exonuclease activity; protein binding
Source: RefSeq, a predicted model, not a curated record
AACAACAAAGACGCUAGAUCUGCACGACACACUGGUGAAUCAUUCCGGAAAGAGUCUACAAGCGUUCCAUUUCUUGUGCUGACUUGUAGCCAUUUGCCUUUGGUUUCCAUCAAAUAGAAGGAGGACUGUAGAUCAUUUUACUUUCUGACUUUGUGUUGAUACUGGCAGCACAUUAUUUGUCUGUCUUCUUGUACGACUGAAUAAUAUUCGCCGAGUGAAACAUGGGAAUCCAAGGUCUUCUUCCCUUGCUGAAAAGCAUCCAUCAGCAAGUCGACCCUAAGGAUUACAGAGGGCAGACCGUGGCCAUCGAUGCGUAUUGCUGGCUCCACAAGGGAGUAUAUGCUUGUGCCUAUGAGCUAUGCAUUGGGAGUGACACAACUGUGUAUGUCAACUAUUGUGUGAAGCGGCUGAAAAUGCUGUUGUAUCAUAAUGUGACACCAAUCAUGGUAUUUGAUGGCCGCAACCUGCCCACUAAGGGCGAGAAGGAGAAAGAAAGACGCGACAACAGGGCCAAGGCACGUCAGGCGGGUAGGCAGCACCUUGAGCAGGGCAAUCGGCAGAAGGCAACCGAGUGCUUCCAGCGCUGCGUCGAUAUCACACCAGACAUGGCCAGGAAUGUCAUUAAGACAUGCCGCGAGAUGGGCAUCCAGUGCAUUGUAGCACCAUACGAGGCCGAUGCACAGCUGGCUUUCCUUCAGCAGUCUGGUGUUGCUGACAUUAUCAUCAGCGAGGACUCGGACUUACUGGCCUAUGGCUGUCACAAGGUCCUGUUCAAAAUGGAUGCGUUCGGUAGCGGAACCCUCAUCGAUGCUGGCCGAUUUGGCGAGGUGUCAUCCGUGGACCUGAGCCAGUUCACCAUCACUGACUUCCGGCACAUGUGCAUUCUGUCCGGCUGUGACUAUCUAGCUUCAGUCAGUGGAGUAGGUCUACAGACAGCCGUCAAGCUGCUAAGGAAGUGUAACAAGGAUGUGUCAAAGGUGAUCUCUAACUUGCGUUUGGACUGCUCCAAGCGAGUGCCGACGGAUUACGAGAAGCGCUUCUGGCUGGCAGAGUACACAUUCUUGUAUCAGAUUGUGUAUGACCCGGAAGCGAAGCAGACUCGUCACCUCACCACCAUACCCAGUGAUGUGCUGCAGCUCUGUGACGACUGGUCGUUUGUUGGAGUUAACAACGACACAUCCAGAGCUGAAGGUAUUGCCAGUGGUGCUCUCUCGCUCACUGGUGAGGUUGUGCCUGGCUUUGACCUCUCCAAGGUAGUGUCCAAGCCGCAGAACUUCAAGACGUUCCAACCAGAAGCGCCCAGCUCUACGAUAUCUGCCAUGCUGCCCAAGGCCAACAAAACCAGCCGUACUACGCCGGCCAAAGCAAACACAGCCGCUUCGAAGCAAAGUGGCCAUUGCAUCCGCUCCCAAUCCAGUAUGUUCGCCCGUACGGAAACACGAGUGAUAAAGGAGCGCUUGCCCGACCAGUCGGUGCUCAUGUCGUAUGGUGUUCGCAAGACUGUGGCGGCAAACUCCUCGUCAUCAACCAAUGUCCAUCUAGAAUCACCAACAGCUGAACGCCAGCAUCACCGAAGAUCUAGCAUGGCUGUGGCAAACACCUCACGGCUAUCAAGUCCAUUACGUGAUUCCCUGGGCGAACAAGUCCUCACUGACGAGGAGAGCUCAUUACCAGGAUCUUAUGAUGACAUGGAGGAAUCGGAGGAGCCUCUCUCAGCCAGUUUGAAUGAGCGCGUUCAGCCUGUUGCAGCUGCACCACCAAGCGCUACAAAGUGCACGCGCAUUAGCAAGUUCUUCGCUGAGGCAGCUAUCCGCUCCCCGUCCAGCAAAAACACUAUCUCCACAAUGUUACGAGAAGCCUCUGAGAAACGCUAUGAGGAAGCUACAACUCACAUCAACCAAUAUCAGCCACCGGUAUCUGUAUUUGGAGCCAAGCCAAAGCCAUUGGGUCAGUCCAAUAGCCAUCCGCAGUCCAAUCAAACCAGCAACACAACUGCCACUCCUGAUGCCAAGAAGAAACAAAACAACAGUGCUGGGAAUGGGCUGUCCAUGUUCAACUACGUCGGCAAACGUCGAUCGUCGGACAGUAGCCAAGCUGCUGUAUGCAAGCUACCACCACCACCAUUGCCAGCUCUGGGACGGACAGAGGACACAGGUGCCCUAGAUCACCAACCCCCGGCUAAAGCGGCUAGGCGUGAUAGUACAGAUGCGUUCCCGAUAAAGGAGUCUAGCAUGGCCCAAAUUGCAGUACCAAAUGAUAUUGAUGCCGAUCGCAAGAGUGACCCGUCACCAAUCCUUGCCGGCAAUGUUGCUGACAGUCAAACAGUGCCAUUGCAGUCACCAUCCUUCUCCGCACGUCUUCUUGAUAGGGAAGUAGUUCUGGAUAGCGAAAUAGAGAAUUCUCCACCACCUCAGCCCCGUCGCCUUCCAGUUGAACCCAAGCCAGCGCCGAUUUCCUCAGCUCCAUUGAUUGCACGGCCUUCACCAGGCAAGAAGUUGCUUGCGACGUUGUCCAAAUCUCGUCGUGGCGGGUCGAAGCGACUUGGCGUCGGUCGUCCGGCUUCCACCAAUAGCAGUAUCAGCAGUCCAGCUGUCCGAGGAUUUAUGCCAGGCUGCUUUGAUCAGUUCAAGAGAAAGCCUCAACCACCAAUAGCAAUGAUCAAUUUAGACGACGAAGACGCGAACGAUGAUAACAUGUGCAAGCCUGCUCGGAUAGCCAUGGAUACUGAAACACCGAAUCCACUCUCAGCAACAGCAUAGCGUGAAAAGGGAAUAACAGGACUAUCUAGAAUGAUCUAUAAUAACAAUUAUAAAAGCUAGACCUACUGCAUAAAACACAUAAACUCGCAAACAAAUCUGGCAGCCAUAUCAUCAGUCAUUACACGCACCAAUUCAUCGCACUAAACGUGGGACAAUUCAAAAUAAUCUGACAAGGGAGAGAAGUUUUUGUAGGACACAUUCUAGUUUUGUACAUACUAUUUUCAUCCUUAUUCCGACUUGUGUAAAGAGACUUUCGUUUGCCACCUUUCUGUUUCAAAUCAUGUCAAUGGUCUUAUUAUAAUCUCUUCCUGCCAUGCUCUAUCUGCCAAUAUAUUCCAUGGAGCAGUGAUAGGCUUCAACUUGA